GCAAGUCCCGGAGCGCAGAUCUAGAGGUUGGGGCUAUUAACGGAGGCGCAGGCACCCGAUAGUGCGCACGCGCCUGGGGAGAGCUCGGCCUCCGCCGGUCCCUUCAGGUCUCCCACGCCCCCAGAACCCACCGGCGCAGGGUUCCGCGGGCGCCGAGUUCCGCGCGCUGAAAAGAAGCGGCGGUGGCAGCGGAAACCCUAAUUGCUCUCUUCAAGAAGUUCAUUAUGAAGCUAUUAGCAAUACUUUUACUUUCUGGACUUACAACUAAUUGUAGAGGUAAUUCUUCCUACCUUUCACCACCCAAGUUACUACUGGUGUCCUUUGAUGGCUUCAGAGCUGACUACCUGCAGAACUAUGAAUUUCCUCAUCUCCAGAAUUUUAUCAAAGAAGGUAUUUUGGUAGAGCAUGUUAAGAAUGUUUUUAUCACAAAAACAUUUCCAAACCACUACAGUAUUGUGACGGGCUUGUAUGAAGAAAGCCAUGGCAUUGUCGCUAAUUCCAUGUAUGAUGCGAUCACAGAGAAACACUUUUCUGACUACGAUGACAAGGAUCCUUUCUGGUGGAAUGAAGCAGUCCCUAUUUGGGUGACCAAUCAGCUUCAGGAAAACAGAUCCAGUGCUGCUGCUAUGUGGCCUGGCACUGAUGUCCCCAUUCACAAUAUCACACCUUCUUAUUUUAUGAAUUACAACUCUUCUGUGUCAUUUGAGGAGAGACUAAAUAAUGUUACCAAGUGGCUGAGCAAUUCAAACCCACCAGUCACCUUUGCAACACUGUAUUGGGAAGAACCUGAUGCAAGUGGCCACAAAUUCGGGCCUGAAGAUAAAGAGAACAUGCGCAGAGUGUUGAAAGGCAUAGAUGACCUCAUUGGUGACCUAGUCUACAGACUGAAGACAUUAGGAUUGUGGGAAAAUCUUAAUGUGAUCAUUACAAGCGACCAUGGGAUGACCCAGUGUUCUAAGGACAGAUUGAUAAACUUGGAUCUCUGCAUUGACCGUUCAAACUACACUCUUAUAGAUUCAACCCCUGUUGCUGCAAUACUUCCCAAAAUAAAUAGAACAGAGGUUUAUAACAAACUGAAAAUUUGUAACCCUCACAUGAAUGUUUAUUUCAAAGAAGAUAUUCCUGCCAGAUUUCAUUAUCAACAUAAUGAUCGAAUUCAACCUAUCAUUUUGGUUGCUGAUGAAGGCUGGACAAUUGUGCUAAAUAAAUCAUUACCAAAAUUAGGUGACCAUGGUUAUGACAAUUCUUUGCCUAAUAUGCAUCCGUUUCUAGCUGCUCGUGGUCCUGCAUUUCAUAAAGGCUACAAACACAGCACAAUUAACAUUGUGGAUAUUUAUCCAAUGAUGUGCCACAUCUUGGGAUUAAAACCACAUCCCAAUAAUGGAACCUUUGGCCAUACCAAGUGUUUGCUAGUUGACCAGUGGUGUAUUAAUCUCCCAGAAGCUAUUGGAAUUGUUAUUGGUGCACUAUUGAUCUUAACCACCUUAACAUGCCUCAUAAUAAUCAUGCAGAAUAAACUGUCUGUACCCCGUCCAUUUUCCAGACUUCAACUACAAGAUGAUGAUGAUGAUCCUUUAAUUGGGUAACAUGCUGGGGUUUAUACAAAGUGUCAUUGAUUAUUCAUGAAAUCAAGGGUACUCCCAAAGAAAGGGGUUAUUAUUAUGAAAUGGCAUACUUUGAAAGAUGAAGAACUUACACAAGCAUGCUCAAAUUAUUUUUUUCAUGGUGUUUGUGUUUGGUUUCACAGCAUUUUAAUACAAGUAAUCCUGUCUACAGUAAAUAUUUCUAGUAAAUCAUUAGUACCAAUUAUUUCUCAAACUAGUAAUGUUUUUUGAGAAAAAUACUGCCUGCCAGUUUUGGGUUCGUGGUUUUUUGAUUUGUGUGUGUGUGUGUGUGUGUGUGUGAAGGUGUAAUACGUCUUUAGAUGAAAAUAUACCAAAAUUAAAUAGGCAUGCUCUUAUGCCUAUAUAACUUCUGAAAAACAAUAUAAACCUUCAUGCAAUUAGUGGAUUUCAUAUAUCAGGGAGGAAACCUUUACUAUAUUUUUAUAUUUACCUUUAAUAAGGUUUAUAUCCCAAGAAAAUACUUGAGGCUACUUGUAGUGGUUAAUAAAAUCUUUUAGCCAAACAGAAAAGAUGUAGCGUACAAAGAAAUUUUUUGAGGAAAGCGAUAAUAAAAAACACAAAAACUAUGUAAUCCAAAGCCAGCAUCUUCACCAUUGUGUCUUUGUUAAGACCCUUAAGUUAUUGCUAAUACAUUAAGAAAAUGGGAAAAUGUACUUUUCUCUAUUUGUGCUUAUGCUUUUGUGUAAGUUUUCAGUUGUGCGUGUGUGUGUGGGUAGUGUGUCUGAGUGGACUUUAUAUGAAAUAAGAUCUGAGGUGAAUUGUGCAGUAGGCAGGCUUCCACAUUCCAUAGAACGGCACUCAGGAUAGGUUAUAUUGGCACUUCAUCUUGUUUACUUAUAGAUCACAAAUUAAAGUUGCAAUUUUUAAAUAAAUAGUAAUUUUUAUUACCAUUUUAAACUUUCUCAUGUUGUUUAUGUAGCCAGAGGCAUCCAAGUGCUACCAAAAAAUUGAUGGUCUGAAUACAAAUCUGGUUUUGACUGGAUAAGAAUGAAAAAGAGAUUUUUUUAUAUUUGCCUUUCAAACUCCUAUGCCUGCCUUCUCCUAGCAAUGGAGUUAUUAAAAAUGUUUAAAUGGUAUCUUUAUCAUUUGGUAUCUUUGGAUUUGUUACAUUAUUCAUAUGAUAAGUGUCAGAAUAACCUUUUACCAUUUUGGUAAUAUUUUGUAGUAUAAAUGCUGCUUCUCCUUUGUUCUCCAAUAUUUGAUUCAUAUAAAUAAUCACUCCCCUAGCACAUUUUUAACAUACUAGUUAAGAGCCAUGGAUUUGUCAUGAGGAACUGUCAUCCUACCUUUGCUAGGUGGUACCUUGUAAUAACCAGAAUAUGAAGAAACUGAACUGUGACAGUCUAGAGUGUAUCUAAUAGAGAGAAAAUUGGGCUCAAGAACCACUCAUUAGCACCUGAGGAGAACAAUUAAUAUUAAUAGUGUGAACUUAAAGUUUGACAAUAUAAACUAAAUUAGGUAAGUAUUUGGCAAAUACAAAAAUCAUCUGCAGAAAAUAUGCAGCCCAGUUAAAUCUUGAUUCUUUGUGAUGGUUAAGAACAAUGGGGCCAGUCAUCAAAUAGGUCAUUCAUUCUGCUUGGGCACUGCUAAUUUCCUGAUACUGGUAUUUGGUGCUUGUGAGAAGCAUUUCCACAGCCUGCAUAAAUAAUCCAUGCAAUUGGUCAUAAAUUGAUUGUGUUUAAGCCAAUAAAGAAAUAAAACUGAUAGGCCAAGGCCAGUUUUGCUUCUUGACAGGUUUUAAUGCUAACGUUUUUUUCUCCCACAUAAAAGGUAUCCUAAAAGUUAAUAGUUGAUCUGAGUAAGCUGGUAGUUUCUUCUUCAUUUGCCAGUAAAAAAAAAUAAAAACGUUAACAGUCACAUUUAAAGCAAUGGACAUUUUUUGAGGUGUCCAAAAUAGUAGUAGGAAAUCUGGAGAAGAGCAAGCUCCUUGCAGUGCUGUAAGUUUCAAUAAUUAUAUUAGCUUGAAUGUGGUUAUGAGUUUCAGACAUUUAUACAUGGUGUCCAACCUAAGGGGACUUUAGAGAAUAGUGUGGAAUAGGAAGGAAUGCCAUCAGCGUCUUAAUCCUUUGAAUACUAUUUGUCUUGUACUUCAUUUUAUUCUCUAAAUACUAACUCUAAUUAAAAUUGUAAAUUUUGUAUGUAUAUGUUGAUAGGACAAAGCAGUAUUUAUUUAAUCAAUGAGAAACCAAUGUAUUAUAAAUGGAACUGGGUUCCUUCUUUUGUAUCUUUAAAAAAUUACUCUGCCAGGCUAUGAGUCUUCUAGCACAUUGAGAAAACCUUUUAGUAAAGCUAAUUUUGCCUA
This is a messenger RNA of Condylura cristata (star-nosed mole), 3927 nucleotides long. RefSeq names its product ectonucleotide pyrophosphatase/phosphodiesterase 4 (putative) (gene ENPP4). NCBI's taxonomy places the organism in Eukaryota, Metazoa, Chordata, Mammalia, Eulipotyphla, Talpidae. The record is from RefSeq and is a predicted model, not a curated record. The transcript has 4 exons. The coding region runs from base 225 to 1586 and encodes 453 amino acids.